Sorghum bicolor (sorghum) is the source of this 3024-nucleotide messenger RNA. RefSeq lists its product as uncharacterized. Lineage: Eukaryota; Viridiplantae; Streptophyta; Magnoliopsida; Poales; Poaceae. The transcript has 5 exons. The coding region runs from base 366 to 2630 and encodes 754 amino acids. The record is from RefSeq and is a predicted model, not a curated record.
AAACUUCUUGAAGGGUCCUCGCGUGGUCCACAAACCGCACCGGUUUUCCCCAACACUUCCCGUCUUCUUCCUCGCGCUGCCUUUCUCGGAGCCCGCCUCUGCCAUCUUCGUGCUCCGAGCGCACUUCCACUCUUCGAGCUCCAUUCCCUGAGCCACAUUGCUCGAUCUCUCCCAUCUUUUAGCCCGUCAUCCCCAUUCUAGAUUCCAGCUUCUCUCCGUCUCCGUCUACAUCUGGGCGGUGGAUGCAGUCUGCUGUGAUGUGAGCUUCUCUCCAUCUCCGUCUAGAUCUAGGCGGUGGACGCAGUCUGCUGUGAUGUGAAGGAGGAGCCUAUCGACCAAGUUGGAUCAUUUGCUUCCGAGUUCCGAUGUCGGAAUGGGCAGAAUCCUGUGUCUCGGAGGUCGGAUGCCGCACACUGGUGGAGCUAGGGUACAUGCCGGAGAAGCCAUUGAUUGGAUGGCGCCCGGCGUUCGGCGAAGCGGUCCCGAAGCCGCGCACCGGUGAGACCGUGGUCUUCGCGGACUUCUUCGAGCGUGGGUUCUCGUUGCCGACGCACCCGUUCUUCCGCCGUCUCCUCCGUUACUACGGCCUGCAGCUUCACCACUUGAACCCUAACGGUAUGCUCCACAUCUCAAUCUUCAUCACUCUCUGCGAGGCGUACCUGGGAAUCGAGCCGCACUUCGGGUUGUGGAGAUGGCUAUAUUGUGUGAGGCCAGUAAGCAAGCGAGAUCCCAACAACGGCAACAACACCUGUGCUUGCGCGAUUGGAGGAGCCUGCAUCCAGCUUCGUCCCAAGACGCAAUACGUCUCCAUUGCGCUGCCGACAUCCAACAGAGGAUGGCACUUGAGGUGGUUUUACUGCCGGAACGAGAAGCCAUCACUGCCUGACUUCGUCGACGACCCCCCUGUCAAGCUGCCGUCGUGGACUGAUCCCCCAUCUGCCGACGAGAUGGCCGAGGUGGGGAAGAUCAUCCCACACCUCAAUGGCUUGUUCCGAAAUGGGCUCGACGGAGCCCAUUUGAUCGUUACCUUCGUGUGUCGUCGGAUCCAACCGAUCAAGAAGAGGUGCCAUCGGAUGUCUGAGUUCACUGGUAUUUCUGACCCGACACGAGAGAGGUCGAUAAAGUUGAGUGAAGAUGAGAUUCUUUCCCGGGUGGCCCAGCUCGUGUCAACUGAUACUGAAAUUUGCACUGAUGGCAAGCCACUCCCGUGUCAUCACAAACGACCUCCGGAAAAUGACCUGAGCAAGUAUCUUUCCGCGACUCUGGAGGAAGACGAAGAGGGAGUAGACAUGCCACAGGCAGCAGACGCUGUCACCAUAGUCAGCCAGCCCCCUCUGAAGAAACCGAGGACCCUUGGUGCCGGCUCCUCUGGGGAGUCGGUUCAACAGAAGGGCAUUGAAGUUGUGGCCCACUUCUGCAGUGAGCUGGCACAACAGAGAGAGUCCGGCAACAGUGUGCCAAUUGCCCAGCCGCUGUCUGAUGAUGAGGACACGGAGACGGAGACCCUGUCCCACAGGAAGAAGAGAAAGUUCCCUGAGGCCCUCGCCUGCUCCACCCCAGACCUGGGGCUGCAAGAUCUGUCAUCUCUUGUUACGGUGGCGAUCUAUGAGAGGAAGGAGGAGUUGUCCAAGGAAGUUAUGUUACCCUUUCUGUUGCUGCAGUCCAGUGCCUCGCCAACCAAGGAAGUAAGUGCCUCUGCCAGCAGGGAGGCAGCAGAUCUAACUGUCCCAAACCGUGAGGAGAUGCCAGACAAAGAGUCCGUGCCCCUGUCGCCUCCACAGGCAGCCUCUUCGCCUCCAACACCUCAAUCGGAGACACGUUCACUCGAGUCACCAGCAGCACGUCAUGCAUCUCCUCCUACUACAACACUGUCCACCUUGACUGUUCCCGAGUCAAUUGAGAUGACGCACGUGCCUUGCCAGCCUCGCCCAUGUGAUAACCUGGGGUCCAGUCAGCAGUCGGUUGGAUUCACUACGAACUCCGUUGAAGUGGAGGGAGAGGUACACAGGAAGAAGGCUGAGGAGGAGGUGCCAGGGAUGCUCUCUGUCCAGAUGAAGGACAUGGAGAGCAACCUGUUAUGGGAGAUCGAUGAUGAGAUGGAGCGCGUCGAGGUCGAUUGGGAGAAGGUCAAGGAGGCCACGACGUUCUUCGAGACUAGACUCGCUGAAAUCACUCUCAGGUUCAAACGCGCCUCCGAGCUGAUAGUUAAAUUAAAGCAGCAAAACAAGGAGCUGGAAGUUAAAUUGAAGCAGGAGAACAAGGAUCUAGAAGUUAAAUUGAAGCAAGAGAACAAGGAUCUAGAAGUUAAAUUGAAGCAGGAGAGCGAGGUUGCUCGAGCUUUUGAGAAGAAGGCCAGUGAUCUGUCUAGGGAGCUUGACAUUGUGCGUGCAGAUCGUGAUUCCCUCAGCCGGAGGUUCCAGGAUGCCAAGAAGAAAGCUGCUGACUUGUGUGAUACCUUCAAUGCUCCCUGCGACAAGCUCUCGAUUGACAAUUCGACCCCGGACGGUGUUGAGGUUGUUGCUGAGCGACUGGGUAUCUUCCCGACUGAGCUGACAGAUGAAGCAGUAGCAGCAGCAGCUAAUGGGGGGCACUGCCACAUCGGUGAUGCGAACCCAUCGGGAUGCAGUUAGUGCUUGCAACAAGAGGUUGAUGACCUUAUGGUGCAGUUGCAGGCAAGGCCGGUAGGCAGAACUUUUGGAAACUAGGUCUGUAUUACCUAAUCUUGGUCAAUGCACCUGUAAUAUAUACUCUUUGAAGUACUCAGGAGAUAUGAGUUAAUUAUGUAUAUAUUUAGGGCCUUUUUGAUCCAUUAGCUGCUAAUAGUUACGAAGCUAAUUAAUAGCUCAUAGCUAAUAUUGGUUAGCGAACUAUUAGCUGGUUUGGCCCAACUAGUAAGAUAGUUGUUAGUUGUGUAUUAGCUAGAAAUUAGGUAGACUAUUAGCUGGACCUGUUUGAUCCUAAAGAGCUAAUUAUUAGUUGCUAACUAAUAGCUAUAUGAAUGCAAACAUGUGUUUUCAUGUUUCA